UUUACCGUUUGUGUUGUGGUAACCUAAUUAGUUUGUCUUGUCUUGUCAAUAAUUGUCAUACAGUAGUACAUUUUUUGGUUGUAAGUUAUCUUAUGUUCUGACAUAAGUUUUCCAUUUCCUUGUGUUUUUUUUUAGACAAUUAUAAUUUUGCUUUGUGUUGUACCUGUCUUAUCUUGCCAAACCUAAAUGUUGCACUGAAUUGAUAAGAAUAAAGGGUAAUGAAUUGGAAAGAAGAAAGAGAGAGCUUCACUUCACUGUAAUGUUGCUAAAUGGAUCUUGGAGUUAACACAUUGAAGAUUUUAUAUUUGUGUUAAAAGUGCUAUUACGGACUAAGAUAAGUUACAUAUUUUGAUAUUUUUGUACAUCACUAGGCCUAUACGGUAAUACAUUUAGAAUGAGCAGUACUGCUAGUCCAAAUCAAAGUUUUCAAGAAGAUAGUAGAUGGCAGGAACCAAUGGAAGAGUACCAAUCUCUCAUGCCAGGAGCUCAUUCUUCUAUGCGCAAUGAUUCUCCAACCGAGAGCAUGGAAACACCCAGACUGAAUGAUGUGAAUAAAAUGAGAAGAAAACUUAGAUUUUUCUUUAUGAAUCCGAUUGAAAAGUGGCAUGCCAGAAGACGUUUCCCAUACAAAUUUUUGCUUCAGGUUUUCAAGAUACUACUAGUUACUACUCAGCUUUGUCUCUUCGCCCACAGUAGAUAUAAUCAUGUGAACUAUACGUGGGAUAAUCGUAUUUCUUUUUCACAUCUUUUUCUCAAAGGUUGGACAGAAGAAAGGGAGGUCAACGCUUACCCUCCUAAUUUAGGACCGUUUGCAAUUUACAACAAAGAUGAUUUCUAUGACACAUUAGAUUAUGCUGUUGUUGGGUAUGCCAGCCUGUCGGAUGCUAUUGGGCCGUAUUCAUACACCAAUGAGAACAACACCAUGGAUACACCUGAACUCUGCAUAUCCAACUACAGGGAAGGCAUCAUUUUUGGUUUCAACGAAAGCUACGUUUUUAAUAGUCAGAUUGACAUUAACUGUCCAUUGCUCAAUAUCUCAGAUUCCAAACAUUUCUCAAGCAAAAGCUUUUUUAAGGAGCACAAUAUCACCAUAAACUUCUCAGCUCUGGUGAAGGCUUCCCUGAAGUUUGCUAUAAAAACAGUCAACUUCAAAGCUGCUGGGCCUAUCACUCCACCAGACUGUUACAAGUUUGAUAUCGAGAUACUAUUCAACAAUGAAGACAUGGAUGGACAAAUGGUGCUAUCUUUGGAUGCAGAUCCAGUACGUUUGGUGUGUCAAGGGGAUGUGGAAUAUAUCAAUGACAAUCAGCUAGGCUACUUACUACGCAGUAUUCUCAACGUACUGGUCAUCAUUGUUUGUGGCACAUCCCUCGCUCUCUGCUCCCGAGCUAUAUACAACGCUCAAUGUCUAAAAUUUGAAACCAUGCAGUUUUUCAGAGAAGCAUUUGGAAAAGAACUCAGCUUAGAAGGUAGAUUUGAGUUUUGGAACUUGUGGUACAUUAUGAUCAUUAUCAACGAUGUCCUGCUUAUUUUGGGAUCUGCAAUGAAAGAAGAAAUUGAAAGAAAGCAAUUCAUUGGGGACCAAUGGAACACCUGCAGUCUUCUUCUUGGUACUGGAACCUUACUUGUGUGGUUUGGAGUUCUGCGUUAUCUUGGAUUCUUCAAAACCUACAAUGUUGUGAUAUUGACAUUGAAGGCAGCAUUCCCUAAGGUCGCCAGAUUCCUGCUGUGUGCAGUGCUGAUCUAUGCGGGCUUUACAUUCUGUGGCUGGCUAGUUCUAGGACCUUAUCACAUGAAGUUUCGCUCACUGGCUAGCACCUCAGAAUGCCUAUUUGCUUUGAUCAACGGAGAUGACAUGUACGCCACCUUCUCCAUGAUGUCUUUCAAAUCCUCAAUGCUUUGGUGGUUCAGUCGAAUCUACCUCUACUCUUUUAUCAGUCUUUACAUAUAUGUCGUGCUCAGCUUGUUCAUAUCAGUCAUAAUGGAUGCAUACGAUACAAUCAAGCUGUACUACAGAGACGGUUUCCCCAAGACAGAUCUACAGAAGUUUGUUGCCGAGUGUCGUGAAGAUCCGACCAGUGGCGUGUUUCGUUCCCUCGGUGGAUCCGAGAGUAGGUCGUCUCUGCGUGAACUGGUAGAUCGCUUCUGUUGCUGUCAAGUGAAAUUCUGGCCUAGAUUAUUGGGAAGACAUAGUUACUUGAAGAAUGAUAUCUCUACAGAUAGUGGUUGUAUCUAAAAGAGAAGUCAAUUUGGAAACUUAGUUACCUCUGUUUAAGUCAAUUUGCAUGUGAUAGUCUACAAAUAUCAUGUACAAUUUAUGUGAUAUACUUUUAGAUGUUGUAAUACUCAUUACCAAAGAACAAAAAAUGUUUUCAGAUUUUAUA
This is a messenger RNA of Macrosteles quadrilineatus (aster leafhopper), 2384 nucleotides long. Its product is annotated as mucolipin-3-like. Gene Ontology annotation, cellular component: plasma membrane; lysosomal membrane. Lineage: Eukaryota; Metazoa; Arthropoda; Insecta; Hemiptera; Cicadellidae. The transcript has 13 exons. The coding region runs from base 395 to 2236 and encodes 613 amino acids. Gene Ontology annotation, molecular function: NAADP-sensitive calcium-release channel activity. The record is from RefSeq and is a predicted model, not a curated record.